UUCAUGGUUUUUGUAAUAGUUCAUUUAGUAUUACAAAUUUCUUAAGCAGGUCGUUUUAAAUGAAAAACUAAUCAUACAAACUAUACUAUUCGACAGUAUGCAGGUUUUCUUGUCCUAAUACAUGUUACACUUGUCACGUUGGAUUUUGUUAAUUUUUUACAGGAACAUUUAUUUUCGUAAGAUGUGUAUCUUUCUUCGUCUAUCUAUGUAUUUUCGUAAUCUUGUUACAAUUAAUUAAUUUUGCGACGAAUUGUCCGUGCGUCGAAUCAUUCUGUGCAAGGAGUGAGAUAUCAGUCUGAUGGUUUCAAAGAAUUGUAUGGAGACUUAAUUGUUGAUUGUAGUGGAAGAUAUACAUCAUCUUUAAAAUGGUUAAAAGAACAUUUUCAAUUAAUUGUUCCCACUGAACAAUUACAUGUGGAAACAGGUUAUGUGUCAUUUCUCGGUGAAAGAUUGCGAACAGGAAAUGUCGAAUUAGAUUCAUUUCAUGUUGGUGGUCGUGCGGCACAUGCUCCGCAUCAUAAUAAAGGUUUUCUGACGAUGCCUAUUCGAAAAAUGCAAACUUCAGAUGAAAAUUCUCUUGGAUUAAUCUCGAAUUUUGCUGUGUAUUGUGUGAAUGGAGAAUAUCCACCGAAUGAUAAUUUUGAAAGUUUAUUAGAAUGGGCCCGAGAACAUCUUCCCAUUGAUUAUUAUUUGAUCAUAAAAUCAACAAAAGUCUUAAGUCCAUUACUUCCCUAUCGACGAGCAUUUGAUCAUCGAAAAUAUGUUGAACGUGUAGGACGAAAAUGGCCACGAAAUUUUCUUCUCUUAGGAGAUGCGAUGUGUGUAUUCAAUCCGAAAAAUGGUCAAGGAAUGACGCAUGCAUGUCGACAAGCAAGACAACUAAAUCAAAUCUUUGAACAAAAGUAUUCUUUAGAGGAUAUCUCGUAUAUUUAUAAUCGUCAAGCCUCAGCCACCAGUGAAGAAUGUUGGUUAGGUUCAACUACGAAUGAUUGGGCUGUACCAACAUUAAAACUAAUUCGAAUGGAUCAGAAUGGAAUCAUUCAAACUUAUUCAUCGACGACAUCUUCACCACCAAAAAUUCCUUUAUUUAUGCAAUUUCUACAAUGGUAUCCUUACUCGUUAAUUCAAUGUGCAUCAAAAUCAGGAGAAUUAUCAACCGCUUUUCUCCAUGUUGUUUUUCAAGAAAAAAGUCCUUUUUCUUUGUUAAAACCGACAUUUUUCUGCAAGAUUCUUUUCUCUUCUAUUGUUCAUUAUUUGAAAUUAACUAAACAAUUCUUCGAUUAA
Messenger RNA from Adineta ricciae, 1284 nucleotides. NCBI's taxonomy places the organism in Eukaryota, Metazoa, Rotifera, Eurotatoria, Adinetida, Adinetidae. The record is from the annotation of a GenBank genome assembly.